Molecule: messenger RNA, 734 nt
Organism: Aegilops tauschii subsp. strangulata
Lineage: Eukaryota; Viridiplantae; Streptophyta; Magnoliopsida; Poales; Poaceae
Source: RefSeq, a predicted model, not a curated record
AUGGGAACGGAGGUGCUCCGCCCGCACGACUGCCUGUCCCGCGUCCGCCACCACGCCCACGCCCACGCCGGCUCCAGGCGCUCGCCGCGCCCGGCCUCGAGGACGCACCGCGGCACCGCUCGCCGCGCCCAGGCAGCGUCGCCCCUGCCGCAAGAGGUGCGAGUCAAGGUGUCAGUGUCACCCGCCACCGUGGACGCCGCGUACGCCGGGCCAGCGUUCGGCGUCAUGUCGCCGUCGCCGCGGGCGCUGCCGCUGCCGCGCUUCAGCAACACCAAGACGGCAGCCCAGGCCACCGUGGACGACUCGGCCACGCGGGAGCUCCGGCGGCUGCUGGGCCUCGAGCGGCCGGCGAAUUGACCGCGCGCGAGAAAUCAAACAGGCAGGCCACGGACUCAGCGAACGAAGAAAGGGUGUGUCAAGAUGUACGUGUGGGUCUCUUCCAUUGAUUCUUCUCGGUUAAUCUCCGGUUCUGCCUCUCCGACGGCGCGCGUUCCCGGGGCCUCCCCCGUCCGGUGUUUUUGUCAAGGACCGAGGGAGGCGGGGAGCGACGCUGCGGCUUAGCUCCCGCCGUGCGGAAACCCGUCGUAGGAGAGGGGGGGCUAAACUAGAGGAAGGAGAAAUGAUGAAAUGGCGGGAAGAUUUGAUGUGGUUUAGAUGUGGUUAACUGAAUCUUAUCAACUUCAGAUUUGCUCUUGUGAUGCUCAAAAAUUGGGAUAGCUCAAACUUCUUGUCGA